Molecule: messenger RNA, 1951 nt
Organism: Ipomoea nil (Japanese morning glory)
Lineage: Eukaryota; Viridiplantae; Streptophyta; Magnoliopsida; Solanales; Convolvulaceae
Product: protein WVD2-like 7
Exons: 9
Coding region: 163-1725 (520 amino acids)
Source: RefSeq, a predicted model, not a curated record
AAAUGCUAAAAAGGAAGAAUUUUUAGUCCAGUCCUGUCUUGUGUUGGAUUUUUAAUAUAAGAUUUCCAGAUUACGUGUUGCUCAUCUACAGUUCCAGUUUCUUGAGGAGGCUACAUUAUAUCACUCUCUAGUCUCUGCCUGCCUGGGGACAACACAACAACAAUGGCAGAUUCGGCUUGUCUUAUGCACGCUUUCUCUUAUGCAUCUGCGGUGCCCAAUGAAGCCAAACAGGGGAAUCCUAUGCACGCCUUAGGGGAAUCCAUUUCUUUUGGGAGGUUUAUGUCUGAGUCUUUAGCUUGGGAGAAAUGGUCGACCUUCUCUCACAACAAGUAUGUUGAAGAGGCUGAGAGGUAUGCUCGCCCUGGCUCUGUUGCCCAGAAGAAAGCUUUCUUUGAAGCUCAUUACAAGAGAAUUGCUGCCAAGAAAGCUGCUGCUUUGCUUCAACAACCAAAUGAUUCCGGCCAAAACCAAAACGACCAUGCCGGAGACGAAGCCGUUGAAAACAUUCACAAUGAAGACCCCCCUAAUAAUGAUGAACACAGUUCUGUUACAGUUGGUGGUGAUGAAGACUGUAAACCUGAAACUGAACAGGUGAAUCUCAAGGCAGAAGAAGCUAAAGCUCUUCCUCGUGUGGAGAUUCCGGCGCCGCCGGCGGUGGUUGAUUUGUCAAAACGGAAUCGGCAUGAGGCGGCUCAAGAAACAGCUUCUGGGUCAGAGCUAAGUGAAACGCCUCAAAUGGAGAGACCUUUGUUAAAGAAUUCUUGUUCCACCAAGGAAGAUGAUGAGGAUGAAGUUUCAUCAGCUCCUCCUCCUCCUAUCAAGAAAAGAUCAGCUCUUUCUUCACUCAAGACAUCAAUUCAUGGCAAAACAUCCAGAAUUCCAUCAACUCCUGCUAUGCCCUAUACCUACCCUCACCUCAACAAAGAAAAUAUGAUCACUCCAAUAGCUCCAAUCAUGAAAAGUUAUGGAGCAGUCUCCAUUGGUGUAACAAAACCAACUUCAAAAUCUCUUAGCUCCUUGUUAAAUCUCACUCCUGCAGCUAAAGAACCCGAUAUCGCGCCUCCACUUGCCAAGGAGACUUCUCAGGUUGCUCCUAUUUCUACCAAGAAUUGUCCAACACCUCUCAUGACUCCUAUGGCAACUUCAAAUGGUUUAUCAAAGCUUUAUUCAGCUACCCCAGCUACAGAAAAUGGAAGGACAAAAACACCGGUUAAUCCCCUACCUUCAGGAAGUAAAACAUCUGCCCCAAAAUGGCACCUCUUAACAUCAGUUUGCUCCAAGUCUUUAACUGCAUGCCGGAAUAAACUGCAAUCCCCUAAUUUAUCAACAACCCCUUUUCGCCUGAGAACUGAAGAAAGAGCUGCAAGAAGGAAACAAAAACUGGAAGAGAAAUUCAAUGCCAAGGAGGAGGAGGAGGAGGUACACAAGGUUCAUCUGCAAACCAAAUUAAAGGAGAAAGCAGGAACAGAGCUCAGAAAACUUGGACGAAGCCUUUGUUUCAAAGCCCGCCCUCUUCCUGACUUCUAUAAGGAAAGAGAAACAACAAAGAAUCAAAGCGCAAAGGAGAAUCCAGUGAUACAUCCUCAGCCACUGAAACUCGGAAAAAAGACCUCUUCCACCAGAUUGCCAGCCACAAAGAGUAGUAGUGGAGCUUUCAAGAAUGCCGCUAAGACAAACGACAAAAGACCAACUGUUUCUGUUACUUCACCACGGUCACUAGCGUAGCGUCGACAAUACCUACAUCUCCAAGCUGAGCUCUUAUAAUAUAUACUGCAAUGCUGACUUGUUGCAGAACUGUAUCUCUUAUUUAAUUCUUAAAAUACAAGUAGCCAGGAACCUUAAUUAAUUAAUAUUGUGUCCACUCUGAAUGCUUGUUUGCCAUGGAUUCUUGUCUUGUAUAUCACUUAGCAUUGUAUUAGAAGAGGGAGGAGAGAUAUGUACAAACUGAAAA